GUGAAGACCACGGGCAGAACCUCCCAUCGGAGCUGCAGGUCUUUCCCCUACGUAAAAAGCUGUAAUUCGGGCCGUGGUGGGGCCCUGUUACCGUCCUUUAAAAGCGUCACUCCUAGGCGCGCGAGGCCUCUCUUUCAUCUUGCUGCAAUUUUAUUUUGAAGUUUCAGAAAAUUGUUGAGGUUCUUUUUUUAUUUUGAAGUAAUGAAAUGGUUGAGGUUUGAACGUAUAUAUGGUUAAAGUUUAGAAAUGGCAGAGAUUUGCUGCGGGGUUGUGAGCGACAACGAUUCGAGCACGUGCGAGGGGAGCUCACGUGCUGCUAGGCGGAGGAGGAUUGAGAUCCGGAGGUUUAAGUUCGUCUCCGGCGUGGCGGCCCCGGCAGAGUCGACGAAAUAUGCCGAGAAGCGAAAGAGGCUAGAGUGUUAUACUUCUCAGGCCACGGAAAAGUUUAGUGACGACGAGAAAGUAAACUCGGUGAAAGGUGAAGAGGAGAUGAGCCUAACGAUUUCCGCCAAGUGUCCGUCCACGUCAGCACCCGUACUGACUCCGGACGCCAAGUUCGGGAUGGCUUCCGUUUGUGGACGACGGCGAGAUAUGGAAGACGCCGUCGCUAUCCACCCCUUCUUCUGCCAGCAGGACCAAGAAACCACCGAUCUUCACUACUACGCUGUGUACGACGGCCACGGCUGUUCUCAUGUGGCGACGAAGUGUAAGGAGCGGUUCCAUGAGGUGGUGAAGGAGGAGAUAGAAAACGAAGCUGUUCAUCAUCAAGAGUGGCAGAGGGCGAUGGAGAGGAGCUUCUUGCGCAUGGACAAAGAGGUGACCGCGUGGAUCCAAGGCGCAGUCGACGCAAGAGCCGACUGUCGUUGCGAGCUUCAACAGCCGGAGUGCGAGGCCGUCGGAUCCACCGCCGUUGUCGCUGUUGUCACGCCGGAUAAGAUUAUCGUCGCUAACUGUGGUGACUCCAGAGCCGUCCUUUGCCGUAAGGGCAAGCCCGUACCUCUUUCCUCCGAUCAUAAGCCGGAUCGUCCAGACGAGCUUAGCCGGAUCGAGGAGGCAGGUGGCCGGGUAAUAUAUUGGGACGGUCCAAGGGUUCUCGGAGUCCUGGCCAUGUCCAGAGCCAUAGGUGACAACUAUUUGAAACCGUUCGUUUGCUGCGAGCCGGAGGUGACGGUAACGGAUCGGACGGCGGAGGACGACUGUCUGAUACUGGCGAGUGAUGGUUUGUGGGACGUGGUGUCGAACGAGACGGCGUGUGGGGUGGCGCUAAUGUGCCUGAGAGGGAGAGCCCACGCGCCACCGAUGGAGAGUGAGGGAGCAGGGGUGGAGAACUCGGACAAGGAGUGUUCGGACGCGUCGACGCUGCUGACAAAGCUGGCGUUGGCGAGGCAAAGCACUGACAACGUGAGCGUGGUUGUGGUCAAUCUCAAGCGCAACACGUAGUGCAUGUCAUUUUUUCGUUUUUACUUCGGUUCGGAAUUUAGGUAAGGGUUAGGUUUUUUUCUCCAUAUUGGGAAGGGCUUGUUAAUUUGAAAAAAAAAAAAGAAAAAAAAAAGAAAUGGAGGGUGUUUGGCCAAAGGAACUGUGGUAGAUCCUUUUGAAUGAGUAAUCUUUUCCUUCAAAGAAUCCAAAUUACAGAGCAUGGAAAACGAUGGACGUGGAAAAAGCGGAAUAAGCAUGCAUUUUGCGGUUGUUUGCGGGUUGAUUUUUGUUUUUUGUUUUUUUGUUUUGUUUUUUUUUUUUUUCAGACAACGGGAAACUUUUGAACUGAACUAGAGAUUACACAAAACAAUGGCUUAAGAAGCCAUCCAGUCGGGUAAGGAAUUCCCGAUGACCGACUGGAGAAGCUAGUCCUGACUAAGAGCUAGCUAGCUGUGGAACUUUGUGUGCAUAUAUAAUAUUGGCUUCUCUAUACACACGAAUAAAAAGAUGAGGGCAACUUUCACCAUAUUAGGGUUUGUAACGUUCGGAGAGCCCGAUCGUUGUUCAAGCUCCUACGAUUCCAUGGUAAAAUCUCCUUUCUGCUGAAUAAAAGUAAAAGAAAGAGAAGGUAUAAUUAUUUGCUGAAUAAACAAAAAAUGUAGAAGGGGAUGGUAACAUAAUGUGACUUUGUUUUGUAGUGUUAUUGGUUUUCAUUUCUUUUUCUUUUGAGAACUUGCAAGAACUGUCCUACAU
Messenger RNA from Fragaria vesca subsp. vesca, 2172 nucleotides. RefSeq names its product probable protein phosphatase 2C 24-like. The transcript is spliced from 4 exons. Gene Ontology annotation, biological process: protein dephosphorylation. Bases 247 to 1440 code for a protein of 397 amino acids. NCBI's taxonomy places the organism in Eukaryota, Viridiplantae, Streptophyta, Magnoliopsida, Rosales, Rosaceae. The record is from RefSeq and is a predicted model, not a curated record. Gene Ontology annotation, cellular component: nucleus; cytosol. Gene Ontology annotation, molecular function: cation binding; protein serine/threonine phosphatase activity.